GCCCUGGGGGGAGGGAAGAGAGAAAAUCUACCUUGGGGUAAAAGUUAGCGAGAUCUGGCUUGAGCACCUGGUAGGGGAAAGGCGCUCAUGAUCAGGGGAGAGGAGAGGCUGAACUUUUCUCCACCAGAAAGGAGGGCUCCGUACUGGGGAAAAAAGGAAAGCUGAGCCAGAGGAGAGCAUCUGCUUGGUCAAGGCUCAGGGGUGAAAAACUCUUGUGCCUUUGCCCUCCCCGCCUGCAGAAAGCACCCCGUUCCCUUUGCCCCAGAGGAGCCCUCCUGGCACCAUGAACGUCUUCCGCAUCCUGGGGGACGUCUCCCACUUGCUGGCCAUCAUCAUCCUCCUGCUGAAGAUCCAGAAAUCCAAGUCUUGUGCUGGCAUCUCUGGGAAGAGUCAGAUUCUUUUUGCCCUCGUCUUCACAACCCGCUAUCUGGACCUGUUCACCACCUUCAUCUCUGUCUAUAACACGGUGAUGAAGGUCAUUUUUUUGAUAUGUGCCUACGUCACUGUGUACAUGAUCUAUGUGAAAUUCCGGAAAACAUUCGACAGCGAGAAUGACUCCUUUCGCCUCGAGUUCCUGCUGGUCCCUGUCACAGGCCUGUCAUUCCUGGAAAACCACAGCUUCACACCCUUGGAGAUACUCUGGACCUUCUCCAUCUACCUGGAGUCCGUGGCUAUCCUUCCUCAGCUCUUCAUGAUCAGCAAGACGGGAGAAGCAGAGACCAUCACCACACACUACCUGUUCUUCCUGGGCCUCUACCGCGCUCUCUACAUUGCCAACUGGGUCUGGCGCUACUACACGGAGAACUUCUACGACCAGAUUGCUGUAGUUUCCGGAGUGGUACAAACCAUCUUCUACUGUGACUUCUUCUACCUCUAUGUUACCAAAGUCCUAAAAGGAAAGAAGCUAAGUCUUCCCAUGCCUGUUUGAAGACAUUUCCAGACAAUGCAAGAAAUUGAAAAGAUGAAGCUCUUCACCACAGCUUUCCUUUCCUGGCCCUGACUAAUGGAUGGCUCAGCCAAGUUUUGCUCCAGUGCCAGGAACAUAAUGAGGCCUGGAAAGCUGAUAUGCUUUUUAUCGAUACGAGACUUUCUUUUUUAAAAAAAAAAAUAGUAAUAAUUGUUUUUUUCUUACUUGAUUUUGGUGCUAGUAAGUAGUGCUGGCCAAUACUCAAGUAGUGCAAAUUAGUCUCUCCUGGCUCUUCCCAGCAUCAACCUCCAAAACAUGCCUCUACCUUGACCUGAGGCAGCAUAAGGAAUGUAAGGGAAACUGUCACUACCUUUAGUCCUGAGGUCCUUUCCUGAGUACCUAUGGCAAAGGGAACAUGGUACUAACAAGUAUGACAACAUACAAAGGCCACAUCUAACACAGACGACACUAUAAGCUGCUACUUUAACUCUGUACAAACUAGCAUCCUCCUGAAAGUGAACUCUGCUUGACUCCCAUCCUGUAAUGUUACAAGUGCUCUAAAGUUCAGGAAAAAUACACUCCUUCUGAAUGACAUGAAUUUUCCAAUUCUACAGGCAUUCAAACAUCCUCCUCACACACUCGCUUUCAGUGACAGUUCCUCAUAUUCUACAAACAGGGAUCAUUUCAACUAAAAUUCAGUGGGUUGCCAACAGCUGUUUCCAACUCCUUGAAUUUUACUUUUUUUUAACAGAACUGGGAAGAACAAGGGCAAAGAAGGUUUCACACUCAAAAAAUAAAGACCAAGUUCACAA
Messenger RNA from Apus apus (common swift), 1719 nucleotides. RefSeq names its product KDEL endoplasmic reticulum protein retention receptor 3 (gene KDELR3). Gene Ontology annotation, biological process: protein retention in ER lumen; endoplasmic reticulum to Golgi vesicle-mediated transport. Lineage: Eukaryota; Metazoa; Chordata; Aves; Apodiformes; Apodidae. The record is from RefSeq and is a predicted model, not a curated record. Gene Ontology annotation, molecular function: ER lumen protein retrieval receptor activity. Bases 284 to 928 code for a protein of 214 amino acids. Gene Ontology annotation, cellular component: membrane; endoplasmic reticulum; cis-Golgi network. The transcript has 5 exons.